Messenger RNA from Lytechinus variegatus (green sea urchin), 2440 nucleotides. RefSeq names its product tripartite motif-containing protein 54-like. Gene Ontology annotation, molecular function: zinc ion binding; ubiquitin-protein transferase activity. NCBI's taxonomy places the organism in Eukaryota, Metazoa, Echinodermata, Echinoidea, Temnopleuroida, Toxopneustidae. The transcript is spliced from 2 exons. Gene Ontology annotation, biological process: positive regulation of DNA-templated transcription. The record is from RefSeq and is a predicted model, not a curated record. Gene Ontology annotation, cellular component: chromatin; nucleoplasm. Bases 169 to 1965 code for a protein of 598 amino acids.
UUCAUUGGGGGAAAACCCAUCUAUCUGUGCAUUGCAAAACAGCGGAGAGUAUCAUUUCAAAGUUUCGUAAGUCGUGUUUAGCAAAAUAUCCAACCUAAUAGGCCUACCUGUUUCAUAGUUGUAUAGGAGUUGAAUCAUAGGGUUGAUGUUUCUCUUUCCGCACAAACCAUGGCUGAAGCUGUUGUAGAAGCAAUAUUGGGUCAUCUGGAAUGUGCUAUCUGUCACUGCAGAUUGGAAGAUGCAAAAUGCCUCAAAUGUUUGCAUACUUUUUGUGAGAGUUGCAUUAAUCGGGCAAUAGAGGCAAAUGCAGAUUCAGAUUCUUCAGAUGAUUAUGACGAGUUGGAUAGGCCUAAUCAUAGGUUCAGGUGCCCGAUGUGCCGUCAAGAAACAGGUUAUGACUAUGAUAGAUCGGAAGCUCUGAGACCAAAUUUGUUGGCUAACAAGAUCAUCGAAGAAAUUAAACGUCAUGAGGAUUCUGAAUCAAAGAAAGAACUCUGCAAGGAGCAUGGCGCUGAAAAGAAAUUUUUCUGUGAGAAAUGUAACGUGCUAAUCUGCAGUGAGUGUGCCCUUUGCAAUCACGGGAAACAUACAUUCUUGAUUAAGAACUUGGAAGAAGCUUCCAAAGCAAAAGUGGAAGAAAUCGUAAAAUUGAUGACUAAAGCAACGGAAUGGAUGGAGUCUUAUGAGCAUUUUCGUGAAGACUAUGCGGCUAAACAAGCGGAAGGAAAUGAAAGACUUGACAAUAUAUCAGACGUAAUCAAAGUACGUUUCAAUUCGUAUUUAGAACAUGUUACUGAUAUCAUCAAUCAUAGGAAAGAGGAUCUCUUGGCAGAGGUAAAAACCAAUCGGAGUGAUCUUAACGAGGCUUUAGACAACAUAUUGAUACCUGUAGGGGAAGCGGUUUCUAAAGUCACAGAAGAAAUCGAAUUAGCGGAAGAACUUUUGGACAGUACUGACCCAAAGGAAGUGGUUCUUCAAUACAAGGACUGGGCAAAACGCCUAAGUCAAGGUACAGACCAACAAAUUCCUUCUGAUGCAGCUGCAAGACGUCAAUGUACUAGAGUUGGGUCUCUGCACUUCUCUGAGAGUGAGGCACCCGUCUUUGAGGUACCUAAAUUGGGCGUCCUUAGGUUGCAAGUCCCAGAAGCUAAUAGCCAAGGUGAAGAGAAAGGCGUUCUCCAAUUAGUUUGUAAGCGCAGACUUCUUCUCACUCUCCGUACCCAGGUAUCCGGUAAAAUAAAAAUAAUGACACCGUACAAGAAUGACAGCAUAUUGGUUCAUUAUCAAAAUGGUCACACGGAAGUCCUUUGUUUAGAUGGCAGUUGCAGCAGAAUAAGGUCAACUAACAUCUCAGCCAAAGAUAUGGCAGCACUGUCUGAUGGUCGUUUCGUCACUCUGACAAGAAAUAAGGUUAAGAUUUAUGAAAGUGGAGGUAUUCAGCAACAGAUUAAGUUCUCAAUACAUGAGGAUGAUGGAAUGGCGGAUGCUAUCACUACAGAUGCCGAGGACAAUGUCUUGCUUCUGUACUCAGAACUCGCCAAAAUCGUGAGACUUUCUUCGGGUGAUGGAUCACGUAUUGAUGCAGUCUCCGUAGUUGGCAUUAAAUCAAACGGGGUACUGAGGAUCAAUUCAACAAAGAAUGGGAAGAUUGCCAUUAUACAGGACGAUGGGGUCGUAAUUGCUUCACCGGAUGAUUCAUGUCGAGUAAUGGCACUCUCAGCGACUGGUAAAGUGUCCUGUGACCAAGAAGGCAAUCUAUGGGUUAUAUCCCAUCAUACCAUCCAGGGUACUAGCAGAGCUUUUCUGGAGGUUUAUGGAGACCAGGGUGAACUCCUUGCGGAAACCUAUCUUCCAAAUGAUAAUACGGCUGUAGGUUUUGAACCUUGGGGCAUUGCUGUGUCGACAAGUUGCUUUGCGGCAGUUCUAUCACCGAGCCAAGUAGGCUGGUUCAUCUGGGAUAUUUGAAAUCAUGACGUACGUUCAGUAGGCCUAGACUUUAUUUUCAACAUUAUUCCAGUGGCUUGAUGUAUUAAAUGAUAGUGAUUUUUUUUACCUGAUUGCUAAGAAAGCAUGAAUGUUUGUAAGAAAGCAACAAGAGGACCGAACGGCUUAAGUUCCUUAAGUGCCUUACCAAAGGGCACUAGCGCACCAAUUGGGAAUACAAAACCUCCACCCUACCGACUGAGCUACAGGUAUAAGCAUAUCUAUAACAGUACAUUCUGGUCCUUAUUUCCAAGUAUCGAUAUUUGACCCAAGAAAGUUAAACCAGAAGUAAUGAAAAACAUAAUAUUUUGUGAUGUUAAAAAUAUGAUCGAGUAUUAAGUGCAAGCCAUUGUUGAACAUCACAAAUUUGUAUAUCUUCCGGGAGUUAUGUUGAGCAGAAGUUUUCCAGGUAUUAAAAUUCAGGCAAUAUUCGACACACUGGUGGAUCUAGGGGGAG